Triticum turgidum subsp. durum (durum wheat) is the source of this 873-nucleotide messenger RNA. Lineage: Eukaryota; Viridiplantae; Streptophyta; Magnoliopsida; Poales; Poaceae. The record is from the annotation of a GenBank genome assembly.
AUGGUGAUGGCGGCGGAGGGGCGGCGGGGGGACGCGGAGGCGGAGCUGAACCUGCCGCCGGGGUUCCGGUUCCACCCGACGGACGAGGAGCUGGUGGCGGACUACCUCUGCGCGCGCGCGGCCGGGCGCGCGCCGCCGGUGCCCAUCAUCGCCGAGCUCGACCUCUACCGGUUCGACCCGUGGGAGCUCCCGGAGCGGGCGCUCUUCGGGGCGCGGGAGUGGUACUUCUUCACGCCGCGGGACCGCAAGUACCCCAACGGCUCCCGCCCCAGCCGGGCCGCCGGGGGCGGCUACUGGAAGGCCACCGGCGCCGACAGGCCCGUGGCGCGCGCGGGCAGGACCCUCGGGAUCAAGAAGGCGCUCGUCUUCUACCACGGCAGGCCGGCGGCGGGGGUCAAGACGGACUGGAUCAUGCACGAGUACCGCCUCGCCGGCGCCGCCGCCAAGAGGGACGGCGCCUCGCUCAGGCUCGACGACUGGGUGCUCUGCCGCCUCUACAACAAGAAGAACCAGUGGGAGAAGAUGCAGCGGCAGCGGCAGGAGGAGGAGGAGGCGGCGGCCAAGGCUGCGGCGUCACAGUCGACCUCGUGGGGUGAGACGCGGACGCCGGAGUCCGAUGUCGACAACGGUCCGUUCCCGGAGCUGGACUCGCUGCCGGAGUUCCAGGGAAUGGGGACGACAAACGCGGCGAUACUGCCAAAGGAGGAGGUGCGGGAGCUGGGCAACGACGACUGGCUCAUGGGGAUCAGCCUCGACGAUCUUCAGGGCCCCGGCUCCCUGAUGCUGCCCUGGGACGACUCCUACGCCGCCUCGUUCCUGUCGCCGGUGGCCGUGAUGAAGAUGGAGCAGGACGUCAGCCCAUUCUUCUUCUGA